Molecule: messenger RNA, 2756 nt
Organism: Amphiprion ocellaris (clown anemonefish)
Lineage: Eukaryota; Metazoa; Chordata; Actinopteri; Pomacentridae
Product: tripartite motif-containing protein 14
Exons: 7
Coding region: 46-2301 (751 amino acids)
Molecular function (GO): zinc ion binding; protein binding
Source: RefSeq, a predicted model, not a curated record
UGAUUGUCAUCGCGGAAACAGAAACUAAACAUCAGCCAAAACAAAAUGGGAGCGUCGCUGGAGACCCCCGCGAUGUGCCCCGUCUGCAACGUGCAGACCGGGGAGCCCGUCACCCUGAAGUGUAACCACCGGUUCUGCCAGCGGUGUAUCGGGGACUUGUGGAGCAUCACGCCGUCGGGGCCCUACCACUGCCCGCUGUCGAGGUGUAAUACGGUGUACCAGAGUCUGCCGUUUGACAGCAGCCUCAUCCGGCUGCCUGCUGCGAGCCGACGGACGCAGCCUCGCAGCUCCACAGACACAUCCAGUAAUGAUGAACAAACUAGAUUUGACUCGACACUGAGGAGGCCAUCACUGACCAGCCGACUCCUCGGGAAGAGAAAGGCCAACACACCUGUUCCUGAGCAACCUGAUACAAAGCGGGCAACUGUGGAGUCUCCCCGUAGUCAGUCCCCCAACAGGGAGAGUCCUACCAAUUCCCUGUUAAAUAAACCUGGGCAGUCGACAGAUGUGGACACAUCCAACAAAGCAGCAGCACAGUGUGAACGUGGUGAUGGUGCGUCUUCCAGCGAGAACUCUGACAGCAAGGCAGUACCUGCAAGUGAUGGGCCACAAGACAUCCCAGUUCAGCAGAGCAAGAGUAAACCAGAGGAAAUCGUCUUGCUGGAUGAAUCCGACAGCUCAGAUGAAGUAGAUUUAUGUGAAUCACCUCCUCUUGCAAACAACAAGAAAGACACAGAAGUGACAGGAGUUCCUGCACUGCUAAAGAAACCUGCCUCAUCUGUCAACUCUCCUGGGUUCUCAGUCCCAGAAGCGAAUGCAUCUCCUGUACAUCAUGCCGGCAAGGCACCUUUGAUAUUCAGUAAAAGUCCUCUGGCUGCUUCAGGAUCCCCAAGUGGUGUUGGCUUGUUCUCCAGGCCAGAGAACAAAACUAACAGCCCUGUGCCCUGUCAUUAUUGCCCUAAAACUGGGUAUCAGUCUGCAGUGAAGACCUGCCUGGUGUGUGGAGCCUCCAUGUGUACAGAGCACCUGCGCCCUCAUUUGGACUCCCCUGUCUUCCAGAAUCACACCCUGGUUGCUCCUGUGGAGGACAUUUCUCUCUGGAGGUGCCAGGAGCACCAGGAGAUAAACCGGAUCUACUGCCGGCAGUGUUCAGUGUGUGUGUGCACUGUUUGUACCGUCAUCGGCGCCCACCGCGACCACGUCUGCAUCAGCAUCAGAGAGGCAGAGAAGGAGCUCAGGGGGAACCUGAAAGAAGAGAUCAAACAACUGCAAGAAGCUGAACAGCAAGUGAAGAACAGAGUGACUGAGCUCACACAGAAGAAAGAGACGUUCAGAGUGGUUUUAAGUGAUGCAAGAAAAGGGGUGAAGCAGCAGUAUGGAGCCAUCAGAGAGGCCUUGGAGCAGGAGGAGCAAUCAGCUCUUCAGUGUGUGACGAAGGAAGAAAGCAAGGUUCUGGGAGGACUAGAGGAGAAACUCGGCCACCUCCGGAGCUCCCUGCAGUCCAUCCAACAAGGCCUCCACACGCUGGAGGGUCUGGCUGAUGCCAAAGGAGACACUCGCAUUCAGGACCAGGCCUUCAUCAUGGAAUACAGCAAGAUUGGCCAACUUGACAUGAGGAGCUGUGUGGGGCAGUUUGAGGCUCCAGAGGAAGUGGAUCGUGCUCGACUGCAAUGCCUGCAGAGGUGGACAGAGAAGCGGCUGGACACAGUUGUUAUCACCAUGCCCGGCAAAGACAGAGACCUCUACCGACUGCUCUAUGGCACCACCCCCUCCCUGGAUACAGAUACAGCCCAUCCGAAGCUGCAGGUGUCUGAUAAUAACAGGAGGGUGACCUACAGCGAAGCCCAGCAGGCCUACACCGAGCACGAGGCUCGCUUCAGCUCCUUCCCUCAGAUCCUAGCCUCCGGUGCCCUGGAGGGGGGCCGCUGGUACUGGGAGGCGAACGUGUCGGUGGAUGACGGCCGCUGGAAGGUGGGGCUGUGUGAGGGUCAGAUAGAGAGGAAAAGCCAAAAGGACAGCGCUCGUCUGGGGUUCAACAGUUACUCCUGGUGCCUGGCCUGUGACAAAAAGAAGGUGGAAGCCCUGCAUAACAAGAUAACGGCUCCUGUGGAUGCAGAUGGGCUGCAAAGAGUAGGAGUGUACCUUGAUUUUGAAGAAGGUAUUUUGUCAUUCUUUAAUGUGACACCAGGGGGCAGUCUAGCUUUAAUGCAUUCUUUCAAGCACAGUUUUAGCGGCCCUCUUUACCCAGCCUUCUCUGUGUCUAAGACACAGCUGGCCAUCUGUGAUCUGUUCCAGUCGUAAACCAAACAACAGUGACAUGUUAAUUCUGAUGACAAUUUACAGAAUGCAUGAAAGCAUCGUGCCUUUUCACAUGUUCAUUAAAAUGUGUAUAUUCCUUGCGUAUAAUAGUUCAGAUUUACUUUGUAUAUGUUGCUAAACUCAUGAAAAAAUCUUUGAAUGUGAUUUUUUUGCAUCAGAAUUUGAUAGUACUGUAACUGUCAUGAUAGUAAUGCUAUUCACUGUAGACUGUUACUGUUACAAAUACUUAUUUUUUGCCAGAAUUUUUAAUGUCUUUUUAAUUGGGUAUUCUCAGUUUACAAAUGAGCAGGUUUUUAAAUGUGACACGAGUUAAAAGCGCUGAUCAGUACAAAGUUAACUUGGAUAAUAUCAGGUGUUCUUUAUAUCUUGUCAUCUCUUCGCUCCUAUAGUGACCUUUUGUCUUUCUGCUGAAAUAAAAUGUCAAUUUCAAAAGCAAA